UACAAUGUCAGGGUUUGACAACUUCAACGCAGACUUUUACCAGUCUAGUUACAGUGUGGAUGAUCAGAACCAGGCAGGAUAUGGCUACAGCGACACAGACGACCAGUAUGGACAGUAUGACUACCCCCAGCCAAUGGGCUACUCGGGGCCUCCGGGUGUGAUGCAGCCCCAGCAGCCGUACGCAGGACAGAUCUACCAGCCCACGCCAGCCUUCACGCCGGCCUCUCCACAGGCCAUGUACGGUAGCAGCUUUGAGGAUGAGCCCCCAUUGCUGGAAGAGCUGGGGAUCAACUUUGAGCACAUCUGGCAGAAGACUCUGACUGUGCUGCACCCGCUGAAGGCAGCAGAUGGCAGUAUAAUGAAUGAAACGGACCUGGCUGGUCCCAUGGUGUUCUGUUUGGCCUUUGGGGCGACGUUACUCUUGACGGGUAAGAUCCAGUUUGGUUAUGUGUAUGGUAUCAGUGCCAUCGGGUGCCUCGGCAUGUACUGCCUGCUCAACCUCAUGAGCAUGACGGGGGUGUCGUUCGGCUGUGUGGCUAGUGUCCUCGGUUACUGCCUGCUACCCAUGAUCACCCUGUCCAGUUUCGGGGUCCUCUUUUCCUUACAGGGCAUGUUGGGUAUGAUUAUAACAGCUACCAUCAUUGGUUGGUGCAGUUUUUCGGCCUCUAAGAUCUUCAUCUCUGCUCUGGCCAUGGAUGGACAACAGCUGCUGGUGGCGUACCCCUGCGCCCUGCUGUACGGAGUCUUUGCCCUCAUCUCUGUUUUUUGAACUCAACCUCUUUUAAUGGACAAAAUGAGCACCAGUACGCAACCUUUUAUUUGAAGACUGCUUUUGUAACACCCACCACACCACACACAUGCUCUCACUGAGUGUUUCCAGUGUGCAUCAUGUUCUGAGAGAAAGUGGAUUUGAUUUCUCCUGCAGUUUUUUUUUUUUUUUGCUCACCUACUCUGAGAAAUGUUCUUGCUUACAUAAUGCAGGUUAAAUUUUGAUUCUUGUUCUUUAAUGUGGACUACAUUCUUUUGUUCUUUCCAAAAUAGUUUUCUUUGACAGAGCCAGAAAUUAAAGUGUGUUUAUUGAAGAGAAGAAUGUGUAAUCAGUGCAGAGGGCACACCUCUCCUCCUACACAUCUUUAAUGCUUUUGUGUUUUAGGCAAACAACUCGCUCCAGAACGUUUUUUUGCAAACUACAGAAAUUGUUCUUUCUUGAAAAAUGUUCAUUACAUUCCUGAUUUGCUGUUGAUUUGUUUGGUCUGUGUUCAUUCAUACACUUGGGUCAGUAAGAGUGCCUACAUGUUCGCACAUUGUAAUUGUAGUAUUUGAUGAGUAAUUGAUGACAGUCUUUUAUUUUUUAAAGUUUUUUCAAAUAUUCUUCAUAUUUAAGACUUCAACGCAGACUGCUGCCAGUUUUGUGAGUUGAUUUAUUUUCUGAAUGCAUUUCACCCACUAACAGAAUCUCGUGUUUGCAGAUCAGUCUUCUGUAUGGUGAACCCUGAUGGCUGGAUCUUAUUUCCAUUUCUAAUUUAUUUACUUUCACACAUUUAUCUUUUGAAAUACACGAGGCAGAGUCGAGGUUAAAGCACUCAAAAUGAAUUAUUAAAGAGUCAAAUUGACAGAAAAAAAUCUUUCUGAUCGGUGGAUUGUAUGUAUGGGAGUUUUGUUCAUUUUAAGGUGCCACGACUGUCCUGUCUGUAUGAGAGUUAUAUUUAAAUACAAGGUAACUUUAUUUUGUAUGUCCAGAUGAAUACAAAUGUUUAUGGCAAUCCUGUCUUGUGGAAAAUCUGUGAGCAACUGGUAGGGUGUUCGACUUGUGCUGUUUCACGGGCCGUUUUAAUUCAAUAAAACUGCAACUUUUGUUGAAUUA
Messenger RNA from Carassius carassius (crucian carp), 1864 nucleotides. RefSeq names its product protein YIPF5-like. Bases 5 to 769 code for a protein of 254 amino acids. Gene Ontology annotation, cellular component: trans-Golgi network. Gene Ontology annotation, biological process: endoplasmic reticulum to Golgi vesicle-mediated transport; vesicle fusion with Golgi apparatus; regulation of ER to Golgi vesicle-mediated transport. The record is from RefSeq and is a predicted model, not a curated record. The transcript has 5 exons. Lineage: Eukaryota; Metazoa; Chordata; Actinopteri; Cypriniformes; Cyprinidae.